Messenger RNA from Phyllopteryx taeniolatus (common seadragon), 5269 nucleotides. It is a transcript of the gene adar, whose product is annotated as adenosine deaminase RNA specific. Gene Ontology annotation, biological process: adenosine to inosine editing; RNA processing. NCBI's taxonomy places the organism in Eukaryota, Metazoa, Chordata, Actinopteri, Syngnathiformes, Syngnathidae. Gene Ontology annotation, cellular component: nucleolus; cytoplasm. The transcript has 16 exons. Gene Ontology annotation, molecular function: double-stranded RNA binding; double-stranded RNA adenosine deaminase activity; tRNA-specific adenosine deaminase activity. The coding region runs from base 376 to 4224 and encodes 1282 amino acids. The record is from RefSeq and is a predicted model, not a curated record.
UAGUCUGAUGGCCGUUGCAUGAGUCUCGUGGAUUUUGCUCGUGAAAUCAGUUUAGACAUUGUGUUUCUAAAGUACUUGCAGCAUCACUCAUUUUCUUUUUGGAAAAACAAGUCCGCACGUGGAAGAAGCAGCCUUGCAUCCGUGACUAAAACAAAAAUCGUAUUGUUUCACCUGGAGAACACACGCGUGGAUUUGCGUGUUAUUUUCAACUUUUCAACACUCGUUUUAACCUAUCGUUUGCAUCGCACUUCCAACAACAAGGUGUACUUACUCUAUCCUCCAUUGACCUUCGGGAUUUGCUGUUGGUAGGUGUACAUUUGUAUAGACUCUGCACAUCCAGCCGCUUCGGCCCCCUUGUUUCUCGACCCCUGCGAUAUGAGCAGAGGUAGAGGAGGGCCUUACAAAGAACAGUACCAACGGCACCCACCGCCCUAUCUCCAGGAAAAGGAGUAUUACGAAAGAUCUGGCUCAUCCGCUUCCUUCCCAAGAAGCGGGCCGCAGCUCCAGCAGCCAUUUCCAAAUUUCUACAACAGACCUGUCUGUCCUUUAGCAUCCACACAGCCUCCAUCUCCCGUUAGCCGCUCUGCCGCACCCAUACCAAACCCUUCUAAGAAACCUCCCAUCCUUAACCCACGCUCAUAUACUCAGAGUUGUGAACCCUUACCUGUCCACAAUUCCUUUCAGUACCUACAGGUCCAGUUUUUGAGAGGACAGAACGCUGAGGCGCAGCAGUUCAAAUUCAGUCCCCAAAAUCCUGGUCAUUCAACUAAUUCCUCAGUCCAGGUGCAAUCUGGUUAUAGCAGACAUCCAAAGCCCCACUGGGCUCGAGGUUAUUACAACCAGGCCCCCAGUUUUGCUGGACACUUAAAUAAAAAACAGGUGAAAAGUAGAUACCAAAGCUCCAACAGUGAAUGGAGCAUACCAGCGGAGGCUCUCUGUGACAGUUUUCAGAGCUUGUCCCUCUACCAAAAGAAACCCAACAGUGAAGACAGAAGUUUUGGCAGACUUCCUACUUCAUGUGUUACAAGUAGACAGAGUAUCAUCACUCUCACUCCAGAAAUACAGGACCAGGUGCACAGGAGUUUAAAACCAAGCAAAAGUGUCUCGGCAAAAUUGUUAGGCAAAAAAUUACAUCUUCCCAAAAAGAUAGUCAACCAAGCUCUCUACUCACUGGAGCGUUUGCAGAAAGUCUCCAAGCAAGGACUUUUCCCUCCAAAGUGGACUUUAUACAUAAAACCUAUCAAGGGCGAGGAACAUCAAAAGUAUCUUUCAGGGAACCCCAAACCACUUGAAGUCAAGUUAGAGAGAAAAACAGAUCUAGAAGAAGAGUCUGACACAGAAACACAGUAUAACUGCUCUUCUUCUGAGUCAUCUGUCUCAGAAGAAUCUCACUCAUCAGGACAAAGUCUGCAACACCGUUUCACAAUGUCAGAUCAAAAGCAGCUCGUCUUGCGGCGCCUCCUGGAUUUAGCUCCGGUAACUGCUCUUGUGCUAGCCAAAAACAUGGGCUUGAGGAGUUCCAACCAGGUCAGUUCCACCCUGUAUGCCCUGGAGAAGAAAGGUGAAGUUGUGAUGAACCGAGACGUCAAUCCGUUCACCUGGGAGCUCUCAGCCCAUCGCAAAGAGAGGAUGAUGAGGACCCUUAAAGCCAUGAAGAGCAGUCAGAUGGCAGAAACUGCUACUGUCUUACUGCCUGAACCAAUGUCAGAACUUGAGCCACUGCCAUUUGACGAAAGUUGGAUACCAAAGACUGAAGUGCUGUCUCCUACCACGGUUCAACCCCCAUCUGUCGAAGGACAGUGGGCUUGCGACGAUAUCCCAGAAUACCUAAAUGCCAUUCGCAAACAGACCGAUUCAGAGAGAGCAACUGCUGAUAACGGCAACCCGGUUGGAACUGUUGCUGUGUCUCUGGCUGCCCCGCCAGCACAGAACCUUUGGGCAAAAUUGCAAGAAGUUCGUCUGAAGAAUCCUGUGAGCGGCCUAAUGGAGUACGCCCAAUAUCUGGGCCAGAGUUGUGAGUUCAUACUCCUCGACCAGUCGGGACCCUCCCAUGACCCCAGAUUCCGCAUGCAGGUUAUGCUAAAUGGGAGACUGUUUCCAGUUGCUGAAGCCUCCGCAAAGAAGGUCGCAAAGAAAGACGCUGCUGCCGCCACCUUGCUGGUUCUCUUUGGCGAAAUGCAGGGAGGUGCAAGUAGCGGGAAUGAAGGAAGUACUGCCGGUAUAAACCAAACAAUGGAGAUUCUUUCCAACUCUGGUGGCACCAUUGAGGGCUCAGGGGGUGUUUUUGGAGCAGGUACUGUAGAAGUGAUGGGGAUGCCUGAGGGACCUCACCAGCCACUGUCCCGCUCACUCCCUGGGGGCAAGAAUCCCGUGUCCGUCCUGAUGGAAUACAGCCAGCGCAGUGGGAAUCCCAUUGAAUUUAUUAUCACUGGCCAAGCUGGUCCACCACAUGACCCAAGGUUCAUGUACAGAGUGAAGGUUGGAGAGAAUUUGUUUGCGGAGGCCUCAGCUCCAAGCAAAAAGGCAGCGCGCCAGCUGGCAGCUGAGGAGGCUGUCAAAGAAUUGAUGGCUGACGGAAGGCUCCAGCUCAACAAGCCCCAGUUGCCCCUCGGCUCCUCUAGUGAUAGUGAUAGUUGUGGGACUUGCCCCUCUCUGCCACCUCUGACAGCUGACGAGUUGCGAGCAGCCCAUGAGGCCGGGGUCGGGGAUCUCAUUAACCACCUGAACAACAACGCCGUGUCAGGGCUUCUAGAGUAUGCCAGGGCCAGAGGAUUUGCUGCUGAGAUCCGCCUGGUGGGCCAGUCUGGGUCGGCGCACGAGCCCAAGUUCACAUAUCAGGCCAAACUGGGUGGCCGCUGGUUCCCGCCAGUUUGCGCGUCUAACAAGAAGCAGGGGAAACAGGAGGCGGCAGAUGCUGCUCUACGCGUUCUGAUUGGAGAGGCAGAGAGGGCAGCCCGCACUGGGGAGCUGAUCCCUGCUGAGCUUCCUGUGAGUGGCAGCACGUUGCAUGACCAGAUUGCCAUGUUAAGCCACCAGCGUUUCAAUGCCCUGACCACGCGCAUCCAGCACAGCCUGCUGGGACGCAAGAUUCUGGCCACCAUUGUCAUGAGGAGGGGGGAAGGCCUGGGAACUGUCGUCAGCCUGGGAACAGGCAAUCGUUGUGUUAAGGGGGAGGAGCUGAGCCUUAAAGGGGACACUGUGAAUGAUGGCCAUGCUGAAAUUAUCUCCAGAAGGGGAUUUGUUAGAUUUCUGUACAGUGAGUUGCUGAAGCACUUUGAAGGUACAGACAGUAUAUUUGAGGUGGUGGAGGACAACAAACUGCGGAUCAAAACCGACAUCACCUUUCACCUCUACAUUAGCACGGCGCCGUGUGGGGAUGGCGCUCUGUUUGACAAGUCGUGUAGCGAGACAGGGGAAGAAGUGGGCUGUCACCAGCCUCUGUUUGAGAAUGCAAAGCAGGGCAAGCUGCGCACCAAGGUGGAGAACGGUGAGGGAACCAUCCCGGUUGAGUCCAGUGCCAUUGUGCCCACAUGGGAUGGCAUCCAGCACGGAGAGAGGUUGCGCACCAUGAGCUGCAGUGAUAAGAUUCUGCGCUGGAACGUGCUGGGCCUACAGGGGGCGCUGCUCACUCACUUUCUGCAUCCCAUCUACCUGAAGUCCAUCACGCUUGGCUAUCUCUACAGCCAUGGACACCUGACUCGGGCAGUGUGCUGCAGGCUGGCCAGGGAUGGCGAAGCCUUCAGCCAAAGUCUCCCUCCUCCCUUCCAGCUAAAUCACCCUGAGGUUGGCCGAGUCAGCGUGUACGACUCCACACGUCACACAGGCAAGACUAAGGAGUCCAGCGUGAACUGGAGCCUCCCAGACCAUACGAGUGUUGAGGUUUUGGAUGGGACCAAAGGCAAACUGGAUGGGAACAAGCUGGCCGUGUCCCGAGUGUCCAAGUCCAACCUGUUCUGUCUGUUCCGCACACUGUGCCAGCGCUGCGGCCGUACCGACCUCCUCUCAAUGCACUCGUACGCUCAGGCCAAACUGGCGGCCAGCUCCUUCCAGCUCGCGAAGCACCGCUUCUUCCAAGCUCUCGGCGACCACGGCUACGGCGCAUGGAUCGGCAAACCGAUGGAGGAGAAGAGCUUCGAGGCAGGGGAGGAGACGGCAAGCCUGACCGCCGCGUUCGGCAGCUGUCGGAACGGAGGAGCUAUGGAAUACAACCAGGCGGAGGCCUAGUGUGAGGCGUUAUGAUACUUGGGCUCCAAGCCACUUCAAGAGGGAGGGAGGCAAGAAAAGGACAAUCUAGUGGAAAAAAGUCUGAAGGCUAAUGAAAGAGUGAUGGGAAAGGAUGAAUGGAAGUGGAGGAAGAUGAGAUGAUGAGAAGCCUAAAGGAGGAAUGGGUUUGAAAUAUCAGAAACAGAGAGGGGGCAAAACACUGCUGCUAUGUAUGUCAGUUUAUGUUAGCUUGUACAUGUGUCAUUUUGUAGAGCUGCAAUCACUAACAGGUUCCAUGACUUAGCAUGAGACCUGCCAGUGGAUUCCUUUAGACAUUAGAAGAUCCCUCCUGACGACCAAGGUUAAAGCUGAAAGAAGACCAAGCAUAAAGCUUUUCUUUGAGUGGACUAAAGGCACCUGUAGUACGAUUUCAACCAGCUAGGUCAAACCACAUCCAUCCACACGUGGUCAACGUGGUUACCAUAACACACCAUAGGUCCGUGCACCUCUCAUCAGGCCUAUGCUUUUAUAUAUACACCAAAAAGAUGUCAUGGCCUCCAGGCUCUACAGGUGUUCUUUUUGUCAAGAUGUAAUCCCAUGAGGCCACCACAACCAUUUUCUUUUAUCUUGUCUGACGUCCAUAUUUGGUCAUUCCACAUGUGUGGUGGAAAAAGUCCUGUAAAUUCUGUGACCCUGAUCACACUGGUCGUCUGUGGAGAUUUUUUUUUUUUUUUUUUUUUUUAAGAUGAUGAAAUAUGCAAACUACAAAUGCACAAGUGCGAUACACAUACCCAAGUCCAGUCAAAAAGUAGCCCAAAUAGUCUGGAUGUUUUAUUAUAUCUGAAUAUUCUGAUAUUCUGGGAAUAAAUUUCCUUACUGUAGGAAAACUACAAUGAUUCUAUCUACUGUUGUUUCACCGCACACACAUCAACCGAGAAGUAAGUUUGACUUUUUAUUGUUUUUAUUUCCCAUGCGGCCACUUGCCUAUGGAAAAGCGGCCACUUGCCUAUGGAAAAGCUCUUAAAAAUCCACACUGCAUUUCUUCUCCUUGAAUUGAUUUGAAGCU